Messenger RNA from Miscanthus lutarioriparius, 3357 nucleotides. The record is from the annotation of a GenBank genome assembly. NCBI's taxonomy places the organism in Eukaryota, Viridiplantae, Streptophyta, Magnoliopsida, Poales, Poaceae.
AUGGUUGGCAGAACUAUUCAGGUCCAUGGAUUUGAUCUAACUGAUAGUGCGGAGUCUGUCAAAGAUAUUUUGGAGAGAAUUGCUGGCACCGGAACCAUCUGUGCUGUCAAGCUCAGGCCUCCAAGGAACAUCUCUGCCAACUCAAGGGCGUUUGCUAUAGUUCAGUUCCAAACACAGGAAAGUGUUUCAUUGGUAGAAGAUGCGGCUCGAAGAAAUGCUCUCCGGAUUGGACGAUUUUAUCUGAAAGCCAGACCUGCAGAGCGGGACAUUAUUCCAAGACCAAGAAUUCCAAUGUUUUCUCUGGAGGACACUGUGCUGCAUUUGGGAUGUUUGGUUAAGGAAAAUAUUCUAUCUGCUUUUUUUCGUGCAAGUAAUGUUUCGGUUCAAUUUGGAUUUGAUAUGAAAAAGAUUUACUUCUACCUCUCCUACAACCUUACUAAAUAUAAACUUGAACUUUCUUACGAAAGUAUCUGGGAGAUGCAGCUUCAACGUCCACCUGCUUAUAGGUCACGGACAAAGUUCCUUUUGAUUCAGGUUCAGGCAGCUCCUAAAAUUUAUGAACCGCUCCCACGCCGUCCAGGUAUUAUGUUUGAGGAUCCUUUCUUCAACUGGUUGAGGGAUGACACAGAUGAACAAUGGACCAGGACGAUUGACUUUACUCCAUCAGCUAGCAUCGGGCAAUCAUCUAUUUUCUGUCUGGAGGUGCCACAACAAUGUGAGCUCCCAAGAAUUGGCGACUAUUUUGUUUACUAUAAAGAGCAAAAUCUUGACUUUGAAUGUCGGAAUGGGUAUUCAUAUUCCUGUGGUACCUGCCUUGUUCCAAUUGUGAAAUCUCCUGAUUACAUAGAGGUCCCUUAUGAGAUACUCUUCAAAAUCAACCAUUUGGUUCAGAAUGGGACACUCAGUGGGCCAACAGUUGAUCACUGUUUCUUCUAUCAUGUUAGCCCAAAAUUUGAACCUAUUGAUCAUAUAAAGCGGGCACUUUUAAAGAUGUCAUAUUUGAAAAGCACCUGCUUGAAUCCAACAAAUUGGUUAUCUGUACAAUAUUCAAGAAUACGGAAAUCACGCCAUGCAUCCCAAAGAUCAUCUAAUAUAUCUCUGGAUGAUGGCUUGGUCUAUGUCCACAGGGUGCAAGUUACCCCUGCUAAAGUGUAUUUUUAUGGACCUGAGAUAAAUGUCUCCAAUCGUGUUGUGCGGCAUUUCUCUGCUGACAUAGAUAACUUCCUUCGGAUUUCAUUUGUUGAUGAGGACUGUGAGAAGCUCCGUUCAGUUGAUUUGUCACCUCGUUCUACUUCUGGAAAUGAUGCAAGGAGAACUGCUCUGUAUAAUAGAGUUUUGUCAGUCCUUUCAAAUGGCAUCAAUAUUGGUGACAAGCACUUUGAGUUUCUUGCCUUCUCUUCAAGCCAGCUUCGAGAUAACUCUGCAUGGAUGUUUGCUUCUCGGCAGGGAUUGACUGCAAGUGACAUAAGGAAGUGGAUGGGGGACUUUCGAGAUAUCAGAAAUGUGGCAAAGUAUGCUGCAAGACUUGGGCAAUCUUUUAGUUCCUCAACAGAAACUUUAAAAGUAUACAAGUAUGAGGUGGAACAAAUUCCUGAUAUUACAAAUGGCACAGAAUACAUAUUCUCUGAUGGAGUUGGAAAGAUCUCAGCUAAUUUUGCAAUGGAGGUGGCUAUGAAGUGCAAAUUGAAACGCUUUGCUCCAUCUGUUUUUCAGAUAAGGUAUGGUGGUUACAAAGGUGUUGUAGCUGUAGAUCCGAGAUCAAACCGUAAGCUUUCUUUGAGAAAAAGCAUGUCAAAGUUCCAGUCAGAAAAUAUCACUCUUGAUGUCCUUGCAUACAGCAAGUACCAACCGUGCUUCCUGAAUCGGCAGUUGAUUACUCUUCUCUCAACACUUGGGGUUGGCGAUAGUGUCUUUGAACUAAAGCAGAAGGAAGUCGUAAGGCAGUUGAACAGAAUGGUAACUGAACCACAGGCUGCUCGUGAAGCGGUUGAACUUAUGCCCAUGGGAGAAGUAACCAAUGUAGUUAAAGAAUUGUUAUCAUGUGGCUACCAGCCUGAUCAUGAGCCGUAUCUUUCCAUGCUGCUACAAACUUUUAGAGCAUCCAAGCUUCUAGAAUUGAAAACAAAGUCAAGGAUAUUCAUCCCACAAGGGCGAGCAAUGAUGGGUUGCCUGGAUGAAACCCGCACACUAAAGUAUGGCCAGGUAUUCAUCCAAGCUUCUUACUGUGCAGAUGACCAUCGCAAGUUCGUUGUAACUGAAAAAGUAGUUGUUGCCAAAAAUCCUUGUCUCCACCCUGGUGACAUACGGGUUCUCCAGGCUGUUGAUAUUCCUGCUCUGCACCACUUGUUUGACUGUGUUGUCUUUCCACAACAGGGACCAAGGCCGCACCCUAAUGAGUGUUCAGGGAGUGAUCUUGAUGGGGACAUAUAUUUUGUUUCUUGGGAUUCACAUCUUAUUCCAAGUCGUUUGGUGGAUCCUAUGGACUAUACUCCAGCUCCAGCAGAAACAUUAGAUCAUGAUGUUACUAUUGAGGAAAUAGAGGAGUACUUCACAAACUACAUAGUUAAUGAGAGUCUUGGGAUUAUCGCCAAUGCGCAUGUGGUCUUUGCAGAUAAGGAAUGUCUGAAGGCUGAAAGUCCAUCGUGCAUUCAACUGGCCAAGCUCUUCUCUAUAGCUGUUGAUUUCCCAAAGACUGGAGUGCCGGCUCUGAUUCCACCUGAGCUACAUGUCAAGGAGUAUCCUGAUUUUAUGGAGAAGCUCGACAAGGUCACCUAUGUAUCAGAGGGUGUGAUCGGGAAGCUCUACAGGGAAAUAAAGAAGCACACACCUCACAUAAAGCACUUUACGAGGGAAGUGGCAAGGCGUUCUUAUGACACUGAUUUGAUCGUUGAUGGCUAUGAAGAUUACAUUAAUGAGGCUAUAGAGUUCAAGGAAGAGUACGAUUUCAGGUUGGGUAAUCUUAUGGACCACUAUGGCAUAAAAAGUGAAGCUGAGAUAAUAAGUGGAUGUAUUCUAAAGAUGGCAAAGAAUUUCACCAAGAGUAGUGAUGCUGAUGCAAUUAGAAUGGCAGUGAGAUCUUUGAGGAAAGAAGCUAGGUCAUGGUUCAAUGAGAUGAGCAUAGGCGAGGAUGGCCAAGAUGCCAUAGAGGCCAAGGCCUCUGCUUGGUACCAUGUUACUUAUCAUCCACAGUACUGGGGCAGCUACAAUGAAGGAUAUGAUCGGCCGCAUCUUAUUAGCUUCCCAUGGUGCGUAUAUGACAAGCUUUUGACCAUCAAGCAGAGGAAUUUCUUCACGCAGAUGGAUCCUAAUCUGGUGUCUCUCAUGAAUAACAUGAAUCAAAACUUGACAUUGCAUUGA